CGACGUACGCAGUAACGAUCCUUUUAAAAAGACGGGAGAGAAAACAGAUUUUGAAAAAGAAAAAAAGAGUUAAAAGAAAAUAAAAAGAAAACGCGGAGAGUUUGUUUUUACUUGAGCUAGCGACGAGAUUCAUCAAUUCGAUUCCUUGUUCGUAAUAUGACAACUUCAAAAAGGCUAGCAGACAGGAAGAUUGAGAAGUUUGAUAAGAACAUUACUAAAAGAGGUUUUGUUCCUGAGACCACCACCAAGAAGGGCAAGGAUUACCCUGUUGGACCCAUCCUCCUCGGCUUCUUUGUCUUCGUCGUCAUUGGCUCAUCUCUCUUCCAGAUCAUCAGGACCGCAACUAGCGGAGGCAUGGCAUAAAUCGAAUCACAGUUCAAGCUAUAGAGGAAGCGAUGUUUUCAAAUUGGAUCUCUCUUCUUCUUCUUUUGUCUUGUCUGUUUUUCCCUUAUACUGUAGAAUGCGUUAACUUUCUGUUUACUACUACAUGUUAUGAAGAAUUUUGAGACUAUUUUUUUCUAUAAAUUAUCCAACCUUUGCAAUC
Molecule: messenger RNA, 544 nt
Organism: Brassica napus (rape)
Lineage: Eukaryota; Viridiplantae; Streptophyta; Magnoliopsida; Brassicales; Brassicaceae
Product: stress-associated endoplasmic reticulum protein 2
Exons: 3
Coding region: 157-363 (68 amino acids)
Biological process (GO): endoplasmic reticulum unfolded protein response
Cellular component (GO): endoplasmic reticulum
Source: RefSeq, a predicted model, not a curated record